AUGUCGGACAUGAUAGUGCCCAAUUUGCUUACCGAUGAAAGCGGGUCGCCCAUGGCGUUCUACAUCCACGCCCAGGACCCGCUCAGAGAGAAAUACCUGAAAAUCAUCCGGGACAACGGAGGCUACAUUGAGCCCUCGGAGGUCAACGCAGACAAGAACCAGUAUGUCCAGCUUUCGUCGUAUCCUGUUCCACGGAGAACGACGUUUUCGUUUCAGUUCAUCGACGACUAUUUGGAUAAGGGCGGCCUGGUUUACUUGGAGCCGUACCAGUUGAAUCCUGUCAAGAGGUCAGCUGACGAGUUGGAUGAACAGGAUGUCAGAACCGCCAAGGCCAUGGCACAGGCCAUGAACAAAAAGGCCAAGGGCCCGCCAAAAAGCACCACCAAGUUCACCGUGGAAGCAGACAACUACAUCCUCGAGCAGGUGCGGUUGAAGCCUCGGUUCAGAACAUCGCACAAGUUCUUUGAGGAAUUGGCCCAGCACGAUUUGUUGAAGGGCCACACGGGCAAUUCGGUCCGGUCGAGGUACAGGGCCCAUUUGGAGCACAAGUUGCUGUAUGUGUACAAGACGGACGACUACGACCGGUUGAUUUUGGACGCCAGUGGUAACAGAAUCGCCGUUCCUGUGGGACACGCCAAAACCAUCAAGAACCGCUACACCGCCGACGAAGACUACACCCUCUGUGAGAGCAUCAUCAACCACGUGCUCAACACCCAGGACAGGGAGACGUUGCAGACGGCCGACGACAAGCUGACCAGGCUUCCAGACGGGGUUCUCAACGAGGCCAAUUUCCUGGUUUCCAUUUCGUUUUUCGACGAAUUCGCCCGCCAGAACACCGCCCACUCCUCGCUGAGCUGGAGGGACCGCUACAGAAAGUUUGCCCGUGUGUACGGCCUUCAGCGAAGGCCCCAGCCCAUGAAAAACUUGACUUCCCGCGAGUCCAAGAGCGAGAAGAAGGCCCAGAUCACCGCCAAAAAAUUGAAGGCCAACCAGGUCCGCAUGGAUAUGAGUGCCCACGACCAGGCGCUUUUGGCGGACGAAUUGGCCAGAAACCACCACAGCCAGCUCCACCACAACCACCACUUGACGCACCAGCUUGACUCUGCAGGCGUGGCGGCCGUGGCCAAUAUGGCUGUGGGCCAGGGAGCUCUAGAUGAGGAGAUUGGAGAAGUGAAAAAUUCGAAUAUCGACGAUGCGCUUCGCCAGGUCGGUGUGGGUGCUGGAAGGGUCCAGAUCGAGGACGAUUUGGUCAAUCCCGAUGUCCGUGCUUUGGGAAUCCACCAGACCGACCACAGUGCCAUUCAUCCCAAUCUCGGAGGUGCUUCCGUCGAUGGACACGAUUUCGAGGGUCUUGAAUUGAAGGUGGACGCCGAUUCGCAGGACCCCUGGGCCAAAUACAUGGUCUACUUGCCCCGUGACGUGCUGCUGACGGCGUUGUUCUCGGACAAGUUCAUCCAGUUUGAGCCGAAUGUGAUUGACAGAGCCAGAGAGCUUUUGACGACUUUGGAGCCCGACGAUGUGGGUGUUCUCUUUGACGAGUUUGAGAAAUUGGGCUUCACCAGAGCCUUUGUGGGUCAUAUUCUCAAGGUCACCAGCAGUUCGGUUCGCUACAUCAACGACUACUUGUAUACGCUUCGGGAUGCUCUUCACGAUGACCGCAUCGAUUUGGUUGAGGUUUUGUUCCCUAGAGGCCACAAUGGCUUGUGGACUCCAGAACAGGACUUUGACUUGAAGGAGGGAAACAUGCAAAAAUUGGGUUUCCACGAUUCCGAGAGCAUCGGAGCGAGAAGACAGUUUCUCGGUCUCUAG
Molecule: messenger RNA, 1809 nt
Organism: Candidozyma duobushaemuli
Lineage: Eukaryota; Fungi; Ascomycota; Pichiomycetes; Serinales; Metschnikowiaceae
Gene: RAP1
Product: DNA-binding transcription factor
Exons: 2
Coding region: 1-1809 (602 amino acids)
Biological process (GO): regulation of DNA-templated transcription; telomere maintenance via telomere lengthening
Cellular component (GO): shelterin complex
Molecular function (GO): telomeric repeat DNA binding
Source: RefSeq, a predicted model, not a curated record